Molecule: messenger RNA, 4088 nt
Organism: Solanum dulcamara
Lineage: Eukaryota; Viridiplantae; Streptophyta; Magnoliopsida; Solanales; Solanaceae
Product: LRR receptor-like serine/threonine-protein kinase FLS2
Exons: 2
Coding region: 26-3217 (1063 amino acids)
Biological process (GO): protein phosphorylation
Molecular function (GO): protein binding; protein kinase activity; ATP binding
Source: RefSeq, a predicted model, not a curated record
CUUAUCAAAAAACAAAGAAACUUGCAUGACAUAUAUAGUUAUGGCCACAAUUUGCAAUCUCCCCUUUGCUUUUACAAUUUUCAUUCUGCUUCAUCACCAUACUUCACAUGCUAUUGUACCUAAUAUUAGCAUUGAUGAAGCUGCUCUUCUUGCACUGAAAUCACACAUUUCUUCUCACCCUAACAUCUUAGAAAGCAACUGGACUUCUUCUAGCCCAGUUUGCAGCUGGAUUGGAGUCACUUGCAGCUCCCGCCACCAUCGAGUAACUGCUUUAGACAUUUCUAGCAUGACUCUUCAUGGCACCAUUCCUCCACACCUUGGAAACCUCUCAUUUCUUUCUUCCCUCGACAUUAGUAACAACACUUUCCAUGGGGGUUUUCCGGAAGAGUUGGCUCAUUUACAAAGGUUGAAAUUGAUUAAUGUCAAAAGCAAUAACCUCACCGGAACCAUUCCAUCAUUUUUAAGUUUGUUACCAAACCUACGCAUUGUGUACCUCUCGAGUAAUCAAUUUUCGGGGGAAAUUCCAUCUUCCCUUUCCAAUCUGACAAAACUGGAAAAGUUGGAAAUACAGAGCAAUUUUCUCAAAGGAGAGAUCCCUCGGGAACUCGGUGAUCUUCAUUACUUGAAUGUCCUAAACCUGCAAAUUAAUCAGCUUACUGGCUCUAUACCACCAUCAAUCUUUAACAUUACUACAAUGCAAGUAAUUGCUCUUAGCGACAACAAUCUUACUGGUAAGCUUCCAAAAACGAUAUGUGAUCACCUUCCAGACUUGGAAGGACUUUACCUCAGAAGAAACUCCCUAGAUGGAGUUAUUCCACCAAACCUGGAGAAAUGCAGAAAGCUUCAAGUCUUGGAAUUGACUGAUAAUGAGUGUACUGGAACUGUACCAAGAGAGCUAGGUAAUCUUAAGACACUUCAGGUAUUGGGAUUAGCGCGGAAUGAGCUUACUGGCUCUGUCCCUGAAAGCAUUUUCAACAUGUCAGCACUGCAGGUGAUAGAGUUUGGACAAAACAAGCUUUCAGGUACUCUUCCUUCAGAUUUAGGUCGGGGAAUACCCAACCUAAAAAUAUUUCUUUGUGGAGGAAAUAACCUCAGUGGUUUUAUCUCUGAUUCUAUCUCCAAUUCAUCGAAACUCAGAAUACUUGAACUCUCCGCAAACAGUUUCACAGGUCCAAUUCCUAAAUCACUUGGUAACUUAGAAUACCUUGAGUUUCUGAGUUUGGACAGGAAUAAUUUUGUCAGUGAUUCAACAUUGAGCUUCCUUGCAUCAUUGACGAACUGUAGGAAUCUAAGAGUACUCUGGUUUGGUAGUAAUCCGUUGGAUGGUGUUUUGCCUGCAUCUGUUGGUAAUUUAUCCAAAUCUCUAAUUUAUUUUGAAGGAGAUGAUUGUAAAUUGAAGGGCGUCAUUCCUCAAGAAAUUGGUAAUCUUACUGAAGUGACAAGGAUUAGCCUUUCUAACAAUGAAUUGACGGGAUAUAUUCCACAAACUGUACAUGUCCUGCUGAGCCUUCAAGAACUUUACCUACUAAGCAACAAGAUAGAAGGAACCAUACCAGAUGUUAUCUGCAAUUUAAAGAAUCUUGGUGCAUUAGACUUGUCAGAAAAUCAUUUUUCUGGUUCAGUGCCUUCAUGCUUAGGGAAUGUUACUAGUUUGAGGAAACUUCAUCUAGCUAACAACAAGCUGGAUGCUAGAUUACCUUCAAGCUUGGGGAACCUUCAAGAUCUCAUAGAAUUCAAUGUUUCAUCCAAUUUAUUGAGUGGGGAAAUUCCACUGGAGAGCGGAAACAUAAAGGCUGCAACACUCAUUGAUCUGUCAAAAAAUAAUUUUUCUGGUAAGAUUCCUAGUACUCUAGGGGGUCUAGAUAGAUUGAUUAAUCUUUCUCUAGCACAUAAUAUAUUAGAGGGACCUAUUCCAGAAUCAUUUGGAAAAAUGUUGUCCUUGGAAUACUUGGAUUUGUCCUAUAAUAAUCUUAGUGGUGAAAUUCCAAAGUCAUUAGAAGCUCUUGUGUAUCUCAAAUACCUAAAUAUCUCUUUCAAUGAACUCAGUGGAGAAAUUCCCACUGGUGGUCCCUUUGCAAAUGCCACCAGUCAAUCUUUCUUGUCCAAUGAUGCACUUUGUGGUGACUCCCGAUUUAGCGUAAAACCAUGCCUAACCAAAUCUACAAAGAAGUCAAGAAGAAAAGGAAUGCUUACAGGUUUAUAUAUUCUAUUAGGGAUUGGAUCACUCUUCACGUUGGCUGUUGGAUUUGUGGUGUUAAGAUUGAGAAACACAAAGAAGAGUACAAGUCAAAAAGACGUGUCUCUAGUAAAAGGGCAUGAAAGAAUUUCAUAUUAUGAACUAGAACAGGCAACAGAAGGAUUCAACGAAAUCAACUUGCUUGGUAAUGGGAGUUUCAGCAUGGUUUAUAAAGGGAUACUUAAAGAUGGUAUCAUUUUUGCAGCAAAGGUAUUCAAUGUGCAAUUGGAGGGUGCAUUCAAAAGUUUUGACAAAGAAUGUGAGAUACUCCGGAACCUUCGACACAGAAAUCUGACUAAAGUCAUCACUAGCUGCUCAAAUCUUGAUUUCAAGGCCAUAGUGUUGGAAUACAUGCCUAAUGGGACACUACACAAAUGGUUAUACUCGCACAACUUGUUCUUGAGCUUUUUGCAGAGACUGGAUAUAAUGAUAGAUGUUGCAUCUGCAAUGGACUAUCUCCACAAUGGCUAUUCAACACCUGUGGUGCAUUGUGACUUGAAGCCAAGCAAUGUCUUGCUAGAUCAAGAAAUGGUUGCUCAUGUAAGUGAUUUUGGCAUUGCAAAAUUGUUAGGUGCAGAGGAGGCUUUUGUUCAAACAAAGACAAUUGCAACCAUUGGAUAUAUUGCUCCAGAGUAUGGACAAGACGGCAUAGUAUCCACGAGUUGUGAUGUUUAUAGUUUUGGCAUCCUGAUGAUGGAGACAUUCACACGAACAAGACCAAGUGAUGAAAUAUUUACUGGAGACAUGAGCAUACAACGUUGGGUCAGUGAUUCAUUCCCAAGUGGAAUUCAUAAAGUGGUGGAUUCUAAUUUGAUACAGCCAGGGGAUGAACAAAUCUAUGCAAAGAUGCAAUGUUUGUUAUCAAUCAUGGAAUUAGCUUUGAGCUGCACUUUAGUGACACCCGAUACAAGAAUUAGCAUGGAAUAUUCUCUUUCAAAGCUGAAAAAGAUUAGGCUCCAGUUUGUCAAUAGUCAGCACUAGGUGAAAUUAGGCAGGCUACUUAACCUAUGUCAGUUAGGUUAAGAUUUCAAUUCUGCACAAGUCCUUAAAGUUUGUUUAAUCAUGGUUGUUGGGGGAAACUCAUUUCUUUAUAUAUGUAUUUCUGAUGAUAUAUGGAAGUCGAAAAUGCAGUCUACUCAAGUUGGACCUUGUUAGAUGCAUUAUUUUGGAUCUUGUUUGUCACAAGCUGCAUUCCAGUUUGUUUCCCACAAGAAAUUGUGUCCCAUUAGUAUUAGAAAUAACAUCGGAAUAUGCACUGCUAUUUGAGCCACCAGAAUUUGGCAGUAGGAACAAAUUUCCAUAUUUUGAAGUUGUAGCUCAACCAAUACACUUCCAUAUUUUAAAGAACUAGAGCUUGUAUUAGUACACGAGUAUCAUCAAGAACAUCGUGCUCUGCACUUGCAAUUUCACCUCUGUUUCCAGCAGUUAAUUGCUUCUCAAAAUCAACAUUCAAUAUUUGAGCCACCAGAAUUUGGCAAAUAAAUCAGGCAGCAAACAAAAUCCAUACCCAUGCCGUUGACGUUUCUUCCUUGGUAUUAAAUAAUAAAGUCCAUGGAAAUAGCCUAUACUGAUAAUCAGAAACAUUGAACUUUAUAUAUGUCAAUAUAUGUUCCAAUUGUCCAAGAAGGAACUGACAAACUGUUUUGGAAUCAAAUUUCACGACUCAGAUCAUGCAUAUGAAAAUUUCAUAACCAAUCAACUUGAUGAAGCCCUUCUUCAACACUGAAUUGUCAGACCUCCUCUGUUAUAAACUGGAAAGUCUGCUCAAUCGCCAUGAAAAAAUUCAAUCUGUUUCAAUUUGUUUAGUUUAACUCUUCAUAAUUUUCUUCUUUUUUUAAGGCAUCAUUUGGUC